GUUUAUUCUAAUAAAUAAUGAAAAUAUUGCUGCUUUUGAUAUUAUUAGACAUAUUUGAGCUAACAUCAUUGCCAGCCUAGGAUGCUAAUGCAAAAUUUAGCUAAAAUGAUUUACACAUUUUAGAGGAAAGAUCAAUAAUAAGAGGGUACUACAAAGAUGUAGCAUCAGCAUCUAAUGGGGCAGUGAUAUAAUCAGCUAGAGCUAAUAUUUUUGCUAGACCUAGUAUUGACAAUAGUCCCCUUAGAAAUUCACUUUAUUUUUCUGACGCUUUUGCACCUGGGCAUGUUUACACUGCAUUACAUUAAUCAUUAGUUGUAGAAUUUAUUCAAGCAUAUGAAAUUAACAAAAUUAGAUUUUGGAUGUUGGAUGUUGACGCUAGAGUAACAAGUAUGCAAAUCUAUAUCGUGGGUUCAGACAGAUUAACUGAAACCAUGAUACUUGACGAUUUUGUAUAACCAGGAGUACAUACUUUAUAAUUUCCUGAUUAAUUAGUUUCAAAAGUAAGGUUCUACAAUUAUGGUGGUAAUACUAUUAAUAGUUUCUUGUCAUUAAUAAAAAUUUAAGCCUAUUAUGCAUUUUGA
Paramecium octaurelia is the source of this 581-nucleotide messenger RNA. The record is from the annotation of a GenBank genome assembly. NCBI's taxonomy places the organism in Eukaryota, Ciliophora, Oligohymenophorea, Peniculida, Parameciidae.